Letharia columbiana is the source of this 2559-nucleotide messenger RNA. RefSeq lists its product as uncharacterized. Bases 1 to 2559 code for a protein of 852 amino acids. The transcript is spliced from 5 exons. The record is from RefSeq and is a predicted model, not a curated record. Lineage: Eukaryota; Fungi; Ascomycota; Lecanoromycetes; Lecanorales; Parmeliaceae.
AUGCGCCGCUACUUCCUUAUAGAUUCAAGCCUGUGCUUGCUCUCUACCUUGCUGAUAGCAUCCAAAGUCGCCGGCGAUAAUGGCCCGUUUUCGAUCUCGGUAACAUCUCCGGAAAUCUGCACCGCGAGCGCUUUCACCUAUUCGUCGCAGAUGGCAAUGCCUACAGGGUCCUUUGAUAUCGAUCCCGGUCCGUAUGGUAUGGGCCAACUAGGUCAGCAAUGGAGCUUUACCGUCAGUCCGGGGAUCGUUUUGGAUGGUGAUACUUGGGGUGACGAUGGCCAGCACAUUGGCAAAUACAUCGUACAGAAUGCCGAUGGCUCCUAUACAUUUACGGUUCCAAGUGACGGAAGCUGGCUAGUUGGUGGAAUGAUAACGGGUGCGGCCAAUGCGCCUGGCUGCGCUCCGGCAACUAACCAAAGGGCCCAAACAGCAUCUUCAACGAGUCUUGCAACUGGACUAGGUUCUAUGCUCAGUCCCUCUGCUUCAUUAUCUGCUUCCGCAACCGGAAGCCCAGGGUGCCCAGGUACACCUCAAUGUGUGCUAGUACCGAAGGGUUUUGAUGAUCAAUGCCUCGAUGCAGAUUGGGCCUAUUGCUACUGCAGUGGAUCGCCAGCGCCACUUGUAACAUCGUGGAUGGGAUCUUUGGUCAUGCCCAAUUGCGAUUACUCAAUUAUUCCCUCAAGCCAAUGUCCGGGAAGCCCUGUGAUACCGUACGUGCCUACCGAGAGUGCUGCCUCGAUCGUUGAAGUGGAUGGCCUGUUGGUGAUACAUUCCAAAUUGAAAAGAGCCAUCGCGGCAACGUCCUCGUCCAGCGCCUCUUGUGCCGUGAAUUCAGGAGCUUCCGGUUCCUUUACACUUACCGUGUCUGCGACACUUACAUGUACCGGACCUAUAGUUACCCCCGUUCCGUGCACAGCUAAUUACAUUCCUCCUCUUACACCUGAGCAAUGGGAGGUGCAGAAGGUCGAUGACUUUUUCGAGAUGUACUUCGAUAAUACAUCCCAUUGGCAAGAAUUGGGCCUAAUGAGAACGUUCUUUCAGGAUUUUGCUGGUGGGGAAGCCGGUGACGGCGACACAUACGUUUGUACUGCAACUAAUGAGGCAGAUUGUGCAAUGUUAGAAGGAUGCUCACUUAUCGCAACUGGUCCUGAAAACUGGCUCACUCCGUACAAGACUCAAGCAUAUUACAUCUGGGCAGGAAUGACGAAUUUCAGCAAGCUGAUGAACAUGAUGUGGCAAACACUGGAAUGGGCAGAACAGGAUAUGGACUACUACGCCGGAGAAAUAGGUUCAAAAUUUGAGGUGCAACUCCCUGGUGCAAGCCUGUGGUCGAAAGUGUUUCCCAUAUUGAACACGAUUUUAACUCUUCUGGCCAUUGCUUUUAUUAUCGCGGACCCAUUCGUGGAUGCCGCUCUCUCUCCUGUUGUAGGGGUUUUAAUCGGUCUUGCCGCCUCUUUCGGAUUGGCUGCUGAUGUUGACAGCUUCUUAUCUUCCUCCGAGCAAGCGGAGGUAACGCUUCAGACUAUCUACACGGAUCUCGGCUUUUCGCAAGGCUGGAUAGAAACGCUUCAAGACAAUGUCAACACAAUGCACGAUGCAAUUUGGUACAAUGGCACGUAUGGCAGUGGCACGUCUAAGUCGACAAACGCGAAGCAGCUCAUGACAGGCGGUGCCUAUGUCACUUCGGCACAAGUCCUUGGAGCAGUGGAUCUCAACAGCACUAACCAUGACAACACCAACUCGGGCCCCACAAAUGCACUCACAAACUGGUUCGAAAAUUUGCUUGUUGCCAAUCUCAUCAACAAUUGGUUCAGGUCGAACAAUGCCUACAUAGUCUACAUACCCUACGGCCAGGUCUCAGGACUCAACAGCGAUAAUUCGAUGGAAAGUUUCACGGAAGACGAUUGCAACAGUCAAUGGGUUGUGGGCAAGAACUGGUACUCGGGGGCCGACUGGAAUAGCAGUGUUGUAGUCAACUGCGAAAGCGGCGGCAUGGCUGUACUAACGAAUGGCGGUAGCUCGAUAGAACAGCCUUCUUUUUACGAAGUUGCAAACAUGACCUACAAUGGGUACACCUACAGCGCGCAUGACAUGAUCACAUCGUCUUUAAACGGCUUCCUCCAAUACGGGUUCAACUACAACGCCACGGAUUCCUUUGUCGCCAAACUCCUCGAUCCCACCGCAGAGAACCUGAACAACAUCGAACAAUAUCUCAACUUAGAUCCUACGAGCCCGGGCAUGUACAAUCUACCCGUGUGUCGGCUUUACGACCUGGGCGCGGUGCCGAAUAGCAUUGCUGGUCCUUUCCCCAACGGUCAGUACCCGGGGUGGCCUUCGCAAACACAACCCUGUACUUGCAUGUCGGACGAUGCCAGUGUCACAAUCAACGGGAAUACGACGUAUUUCCGGGACUUUGCCGGAGAUCCUACCACGACUGAAUUCAACAAAUUGAUAAAGGAGGACUCGAACCUAGGUAGCACUUGUUACGUUACCGCAAAGAAUACCAUCGACUGCAACGAAUUCCCAGAACUGUGUGAUCCGGUAGGUCCUCCCUUCUGA